Lactuca saligna is the source of this 927-nucleotide messenger RNA. The record is from the annotation of a GenBank genome assembly. Lineage: Eukaryota; Viridiplantae; Streptophyta; Magnoliopsida; Asterales; Asteraceae.
AUGGCUGACGUCAUUGUUUCUGCCUUCUUCACUGUGUUUUUUGAAAAGAUGGCCUCCGAAGCCAUGCAAAAGAUUGCUCGUGCCAAGGGAAUUGAUUCUGAGCUAAAUAAACUGAAGAGGUCAUUAAACCGGAUCCAAGCUCUGCUUUAUGAUGCUUCUCAGAAGGAAAUAACUCAGGAAGCUGUUAAAGAAUGGCUGAACUAUCUCCAGCAUUUGGCUUAUGAUAUAGACGACGUGCUUUAUGAUUUGGCAACCGAAGCUAUGCAUCGGGGAUUCACCGAUCAAUCUGGAGUCAUCACCAACAAGGUAAGAAAGCUACUCCCAACUUGUUGCACAAAUUUCUCAUUAAGCACUAGGAUCCAUCGCAAGUUAGAUGAUAUUUCCACAAGGGUAGCUGAAAUUGGCAUUGUUGGACGUGAAGCUGAAAAGAAGGCAUUGAUUCAAAAGUUGUUGGGGGGUAAAGAUGAAUCAUGUAAUGAAAAGUUUAGCAUCGUGCCUAUAGUUGGUAUGGAUGGGGUAGGUAAGACCACUCUAGCCAGACUCUUGUACGAAGAAAAGGAAGUGAAGGAUGACUUCGAAGUUAGGGCUUGGGUUUCUGUUUCUUAUGAGUUUGAUAUCUCAAAUAUACGCAAAGUUAUUUAUGAAAAUGUGUCUGGAGAUAAUAAAAUUUUUAAAGAUUUAAAUUUGCUUCAAGAUGCUCUUAAAGAGAAACUUAAGAAUAAAUUAUUUCUAAUAGUUUUAGAUGAUGUAUGGUCUGAAAGCUAUGGUGAUUGGGAAAAAUUAGUGGGCCCGUUUCUUGCAGGGGCUCCUGGAAGUAGAAUUAUCAUGACAACUCGAAAGGAGCAAUUGCUCAAACAGUUGGGUUACGCUCAUCUAGACCCACUACAGAGUUUGUCAGAUGAUGAUGCUCUGUCAUUAUUUGCUUAA